Messenger RNA from Somion occarium, 916 nucleotides. The record is from the annotation of a GenBank genome assembly. Lineage: Eukaryota; Fungi; Basidiomycota; Agaricomycetes; Polyporales; Cerrenaceae.
AGCCGUGUUGUUCGUUGUCACACCAUGUCACGGCCGAGUUUGGUGGACAGUUUGACUGCGACUUAACUUGAAGAACCUACAACCACCACAAUGUCCAACACAAUUGCGCUCUAUCCGCUCUCAAACUUUACCUUCAGCACCAAGGAGGCUCAGCCAGAGGAAGACCCCUCUGUGUCCGCAAGACUGCAACGUCUGCAAAAUAACUACGAAGAUUUCGGAAUGCGGCGUACCGUCGAGGGUAUCCUGGUAGUCCACGACCACGGACACCCGCACAUCUUGAUGCUUCAGAUUGCCAACGCCUUCUUUAAGCUUCCUGGAGACUACUUGAAACCCGGUGAAGACGAGAUCGACGGUCUCAAGAAGCGUCUGGACGACCGUUUGGCCCCGCCUGCUGAUUCCCGCCAAUUCAACGCGUCUCAUGGGGUUGAUAACGAGUGGGAGAUCGGAGACUGUCUUGCUCAAUGGUGGAGACCGAAUUUUGAAACUUUCAUGUAUCCCUUCAUCCCAGCGCAUAUAACUAAGCCGAAAGAGUGCAAGAAGCUGUUCCUCGUCCAAAUGCCCGAACGUAAGGUCCUUGCCGUACCAAAGAAUAUGAAGCUCUUGGCAAUUCCCCUCUUCGAGUUAUACGACAACGCAGCUCGAUAUGGUCCUCAGCUCUCUGCCAUACCUCAUCUGUUGUCUCGUUACAACUUCAUUUACCAGUAGACGUUCCGCCUCCAUCAAAAGUGCCUCGCACAUUCGGACCCGUCGUAUUUUUCUAUUAUGUUCUGUCCCACGAUUCGUGGCGUACUGUGAUUGUAUCGCUUUCUAUUGCGUUUCACCUCCUUGUUGUCGUCCUGCAAUGUCAUAUAUCUUCUUCGCAUCGGUAUAUGCGACAUAACUAGUGAAUGUACUCGUGUGAGUCCUGAAUCCUGCC